AUGCAUAAAUCGUCUAAUAAAAGUUCAUUUAAUACUUCUUACUAGGAAAAUUAUAAGCAAAUAUAACCAAAUCACUCGUAAAACUGCAGCUAAAAAGAAUAGAAGUCAGCAUAGUAGGAUCAAACCCAGUUGCUUGUUUGGGGAUAUGAUUCACAUGGAUAAUUGGGUCUUGGCUAAAAACAACAGGGAGGGAAUUGCUACUUUUCGCCAAAGUUUUGCUGCUUUAACAUUUCAAUUUAGUAGAUUUCUUGCGGUUUAGAGCACUCAGCUUUUCUUGCUCAUAAUGGAAAUGUUUAUAUGAUAGGUAGUAAUAAACAAGGUUAACUAGGUAUAGGAUCAAAGGAGACAUUAUCUAGGUCUGUGCCUGUUUUGCUGGAAUCGCUAGGAAAACAUACUAUUGUUAAAGUAUCUUGUGGUGGAGGUCAUAGCGGAGCUAUAAGCAGCAGGGGAUUUGUAUUUUUGUGGGGAGAAGGAAUCGAAGGCUAAUUAGGCACUGGAAAGCAAGAAAACAUUUAUUCCCCGACUCAAUUGGAAGUAUUUAGCUGUAGAAACAUAAGCUGUGGCAAAAAAAAUACCAUAUUAUUAUCAGGAUAAAAGGCAUAUGGAUUUGGAGACUGUAGACAAGGCUAGCUUGGUACUGGAAGGAGAGUAAUUGAGUAUUGUCCUGCUGAAAUACCUCUUCCAUCAUUUGAAGGACAUCUAAAAUCAGUCAGCUGUGGUGAUAAUCACACGCUUUUUCUAACAGACCAAGGAGAAGUAUUUGCUUGUGGUAACAAUUCUUUUGGCUAACUAGGAACUGGCUAAGAGGUUAAAUCGAGUCUUUAUCUAACUAAAAUUCGCAUAAAAUAAUAACACCAAAUAUCUUCUAAUCUUUAUAACUCAAGAAUUAUUUCUGUUAAGGCUGGAUAUGCUCCUUCUUCAAUAGCUCUUACAGAUGACGGGAGAUUGUAUGUUUGGGGCACAGCUUUCUUUGGGUAUUUUGAUGAGCCAUAAUUAAUUUAGACUGAUGGCAUUUUUUGGAAAGGAUUCAGUUAAGGGAAUAAUUUUAUUUGUCUGACAGAUGAUUAAGGAAAAGCUUAUUCUUGGGGAUAAAAUAUCAAUGGAGAAUUAGGUUUAGGAUUGCAUCCAAGCCAUCAAUAAUAAGCUUAUCCUUAGGAAAUUCAAAUAAAUAUGGAAGAUAAAUAUGUUAAGAAAAUAGAAUGUGGAUAACACUUUUCAUUUGCAGUAUUGUCGAAUCGAUAGAAUAUUGUUAAUAAUACAUUUAAUAACGAGUAAGAAGAUAUUUGCAGUCAAUUUAAUUCACAUAAAAAUUCAUUCAUUUCAAGUUAGCAUAGAACUUCAAUUAACAAAAAACAUUAAAUGCUCGCUGAACAAAUCAACUAAUUUUCUUAGUAAAUUUAAAAAUUCUAAAGCGACUAUCCCUCUGUUCUAAACAAGAAUUAAAUAUAAGAAAAUAAUCAAGAAAAUGAAUUUAAUUUUAAUAAUAAUUAUUAUUAAUAAACUGAUUAGAUUCAAUAAAAAAGGUAAAGUACUAACAGUAGCUUUAGCUAGAAUAUUUUACAAAUAGAUUCGUUCGAAGAAUAAAAUAAAGUUUUCGAUAAUUAGCAAAUUAAAAAAAACAACAGAAGCAUAAGUGCUUGCUUAAAUAAUUGCUAAAAUAGAUAAUAAUAAGAAAUUUAACAAAAGAAGAAUUUAAGAUUAAAUACACAAGGUAAUAAUGCUUUAAUUGAAAGGUGUGAAACAGAAUAAGUUAAGCAGAUGUCGAAUAAAAACUAAGGAAUGAUCAAAUUAGAUCAAAUUUUACCAAAUUAUUUUACUAAUCACAGAGUUCUUACUGAAUCAGCAGACUUUUCUGUCAAUAAUAUCAAUAGAUUCUAAA
Molecule: messenger RNA, 1879 nt
Organism: Tetrahymena thermophila SB210
Lineage: Eukaryota; Ciliophora; Oligohymenophorea; Hymenostomatida; Tetrahymenidae
Product: regulator of chromosome condensation RCC1 protein
Exons: 6
Source: RefSeq, a predicted model, not a curated record